This is a messenger RNA of Colletotrichum higginsianum IMI 349063, 1998 nucleotides long. RefSeq lists its product as uncharacterized. The transcript has 2 exons. Bases 1 to 1998 code for a protein of 665 amino acids. NCBI's taxonomy places the organism in Eukaryota, Fungi, Ascomycota, Sordariomycetes, Glomerellales, Glomerellaceae. The record is from RefSeq and is a predicted model, not a curated record.
AUGGUUGAACCAGGUGUCUUCAACUCAGUCAAAUUUGAGGGCUCGUACUUCUAUGGUAAAGUACGACUGUACUGGUGGAUAACCCCUCAGAUUGUUCCAAAAAAGAGUCCAUGUACAACUCUGGAGAAACCCUCCCUCCAUCGACCUCACUGUCCCGCAUCAACCCCUCGCAAAGGUGACCCUUCUGAAGACAUCCGCGAACUCGCCCUCGAACCCGGGACCCCGCUCGGCCGACCUCCACGCGAUGAACCCGUCGGGCCUCACCAGAACGGCCCCCGACGCGCCCACCCCGAAGUUGUCCUCGAACGUCUCCCUCCGAUCCUCCUCCACGACGUCGUCCCCGACGCAGACGAACUCGCACGCAACGCCGACCCGCGUCCCGGCCCCGUCCGCGACGCCCCUCCACCCCCCGUCCCUCGAGAGGAGAACCCACCCCCUCCCGAACAACGCCAGGCUCGAGAUCUCCUCCUCCUCCUUCGUCCCGCGCCUCACCAUCGCCACGUGAGGCGCCCUCGUCCCGGGCUGGCCGCGCCAUUCAUCGGGCCUCAUCGCGUCCGGCAACCCCUCCCCAUCCCCCUCGGCCCCGAGGACCACGCCAGCGGAGCGGUAGAUCUGGCCCAGCUCCAUGGCGAUGUCGUCGAGGACCUCCACCGCCCGCCCCGUCGCCGCCCAGUCUCCGCCGCCGCCGCGCGCGUACGGCUUGUAGUCGUCCCGCACGAAGAGCUGGUCGUGCCGCACGAGCGCCACGGGCCGCCGCUCCUCGUCGUACGUCGCCAGGAUCGAGGCGUCCGCCGCGCCCGACCGCACGGCGGCCACCUUCCACGCGAGGUUGUGCGCGUCGGCGAACCCCGUGUUGGCGCCGUAGCCGCCGCGGUUGGGAGGCAGCGUGUGCGCGGCAUCGCCCGCGAGGAACACGCGCCCGGACGAGAACCGCUCGGCGAUCCGCGCGCUCAUGUCCCAGUGCCCGACGGCGACGAGCUCGAUGUCCUCGUCGCGGACGACGUCGGGGCCGAGCCCGAGGGCCUUACGGACGAGGGCCCUCUGGGCUUCCGCCGUGUCCGCCGUGUCUGUCCUGUUGUUUUUGUUCUUGCUCUUGUUGUCGUCGUCGUUGUCGUUGUCGUUGUUGUCCGGGACAUCAGCGGCAUCGGCGGCGUCGGUGUUCCACAUGAGCGCCCACCGCCCGUCGUGGUAGCUGACGAGGAAGGCCUCGAACCCGUCGUCGCGGCCCUCGAUGGCGAACUGCACGAAGCCCCGGUCCAGGUAGUGCUCGACGGGCGCGCAGCGGAACAUGAUGCUGCACAGGCUGCGGAGGUGGCCGACGCCUGUCGUCGGGAUGCCCAGGUGCUCGCGGAAGGCGCUGCGCGCGCCGUCGCAGGCGACGAUGUACGACCCGUCGAGCGUCACCUGCUCGCCCUGCCUGUUGACGGCCGUGACGCUGACGCCGUCGGCGGACUGGGCCCAGGAGGUCAUCUUCCACCCGAGGCGGAGGUCGGCGCCGAGCUCGACGGCGCGCCGGCGGAGGAUGGGUUCGAGGCGGUCCUGGGUGAUGGCCGCGCUGAUGAGAGGCGAGUAGACCUUGGCGCCGUCGCCCGGGGGACCGCCUGGAGGUCCUUUAGGUCCGCCGUUGGGUUUCGCGUUGUUGUUGUUGUUGUUGUUGUUGUUGUUGUUGUUGUUGUUGUUGUUGUUGCUGCUGUUGUUGUUCCAGUGCUGCUCGUCCGUCCACUCGCCCGCCAGGCUCUGGACCUUGAUGCGGCGGGGCCGACCGCCCGGCGGGCCCUUGCCGGCGCGGAGCGAGCUGGCGGGGAUGCCGACGGACUCGAGGAGCUCGAGGGUCCGCGGGGUGUAGCCGAUGGCGCGAGGGUGCGGCGAGCUCGCCGUGUGGCGCUCGACGAGGACGACGGGGACGCUGUGGGCGGAGAGGAAGAGGGCGCUGGCGAGGCCCACGAGGCUGCCGCCGAUGACGAUGACGGGCGCCUGGUUUGGUUGUGUCAUUAUUGA